AUGGGAAAUUGCCAAGCCAUUGAUAAUGCUUCUCUAGUAAUUCAACACCCAAAUGGAAGAGUGGACAAACUCUAUUGCCCAGUUUCUGCUAAAGAAAUCAUGAAAAUGAACCCUGGUCAUUAUGUUGCUCUUCUCCUCACCACCACUUUAUACUCCUCCUCGGCCACCACCGCCGCCGCCUCCACCACCGCCGCCGCCUCCGCAAAGAACAGAAGUUCAGCAGACAAUAACAACUUCCCGGUUCGGAUUACGCGUAUAAAACUUCUUAGGCCAACAGACAACCUUGCUCUUGGCCAUGUUUAUAGACUUGUCACUACGCAAGAGGUGAUGAAAGGAUUGUUGGCUAAAAAGCAUGAAAAAAUGAAGAAGCAACAGCCAGAACUAGAUGAGAGGAUUAUAGAGAGAGAGACUUCAGAUUUUGGUGCAGCAAAUAGGAAAUCUGAUAUGGAGAAAAUCAAGCAGGUGAAGCAGGAAAGACAUAGGUCAAGACAUAACACAGCAACAAAUUCUGGUGCUGCUGCAAAAUCCAGAAUUUGGCAACCUGCAUUACAGAGCAUUUCGGAGGCUGGAAGCUGA
Messenger RNA from Fraxinus pennsylvanica, 576 nucleotides. NCBI's taxonomy places the organism in Eukaryota, Viridiplantae, Streptophyta, Magnoliopsida, Lamiales, Oleaceae. The record is from the annotation of a GenBank genome assembly.